Oryctolagus cuniculus (rabbit) is the source of this 3102-nucleotide messenger RNA. RefSeq names its product ZFP1 zinc finger protein (gene ZFP1). Gene Ontology annotation, biological process: regulation of transcription by RNA polymerase II. Gene Ontology annotation, cellular component: PcG protein complex; transcription regulator complex; chromatin. Gene Ontology annotation, molecular function: DNA-binding transcription factor activity, RNA polymerase II-specific; RNA polymerase II cis-regulatory region sequence-specific DNA binding. The record is from RefSeq and is a predicted model, not a curated record. NCBI's taxonomy places the organism in Eukaryota, Metazoa, Chordata, Mammalia, Lagomorpha, Leporidae.
GGCCCCGAUUCUGCGCAUGUGUGGCGCUGCGAGCGCGCCGGGGGCCGCCCUUCCCCCACCGCCAGCCGCGAGUGGGUGACAGGGCCCCGGUCUCUGCGCGUCUUGGCCGCUCCCCGCCGUGACCCGGCCUGGCACCGAGCCACGAGUGGAAGCCGUGCCCUUGCAGUUCUGCCUUCCUAGUUCUCUGCCUUUACUCAAAAACUGCAGAAAAUGAACAAAUCCCAGGGAUCAGUUUCAUUCACGGAUGUGACUGUGGACUUCACCCAGGAGGAGUGGGAACAACUGGACCCCGCUCAGAGGAUCCUGUACAUGGAUGUGAUGCUGGAGAACUACAGCAACUUGCUGUCAGUAGAAGUCUGGAAGGCUGAUGACCAGAUGGAGGGCCACCCCCGCAGCCCCGAGGAGCAGGCAAGGCAGUUCAUCAUCCAUAAGAGCCCAGUGGAGGAAAGAGGUAAUCCCUUUGGAAAAACAUUGAAUCUGAGCACAGAGUUUGUUUCCUUAAGACAAGUGCCCUAUAAAUACGACUUAUAUGAGAAGACUUUGAAAUAUAAUGCAGACUUACUUACUACUAAUAAAAGCUAUGCAAGAAAGAAAGCUGAUGGCUACAAUGGAUUUGGAAAACCGCUGCUGUGUCUGAAGCAAGACAGAGCACACCCUGGCGUCGAGUGCUCUGAAUUUCAUCAAAGUGGAAAAGCUGUUGCUCAUAAAGAAGGCCUUUUUAAACAUCAAAAAAUUAAAAAUUUGGUCCAACCUUUUAUUUGUAACUACUGUGACAAGGCUUUCUCCUUUAAGUCACUCCUUAUCAGUCAUAAGAGAAUACAUACUGGAGAAAAACCGUACGAGUGCAACGUGUGUAAGAAGACUUUCUCCCAUAAGGCCAACCUCAUCAAACAUCAGAGGAUUCAUACUGGGGAGAAGCCCUUUGAAUGCCCGGAGUGUGGAAAAGCCUUCACUCACCAGUCCAACCUCAUUGUGCACCAGAGAGCACACAUGGAGAAGAAGCCCUACGAGUGCAGUGACUGUGGGAAGACAUUUGCCCAGAAAUUUGAACUCACUACACACCAGAGAAUCCACACAGGGGAGCGGCCCUAUGAGUGCAAUGAAUGCGCGAAGACCUUCUUCAAGAAAUCAAACCUCAUUAUACAUCAGAAAAUCCACACAGGGGAGAAGCGCUAUGAGUGCAGUGAGUGCGGCAAGUCCUUCAUCCAGAACUCGCAGCUCAUCAUCCACAUGAGAACUCACACAGGGGAGAAGCCCUACGAAUGUUCUGAGUGCGGCAAAACCUUCAGCCAAAGGUCGACGCUGAGGUUGCACCUGAGAAUCCACACGGGCGAGAAGCCCUACGAGUGCUCCGAGUGUGGGAAGGCUUUCAGCAGGAAGUCCCGACUCAGCGUCCAUCAGAGAGUUCAUGGAACAGAGAAGCCCUAGCCUGCCACCAGGACGCUGCCGGUGGCGGCGACACCUCACGGAGGUAUGAAGGAGCAAGGGAGCUCAUGCUGACGCAGUCGACACGUGGGAACGUGCCAGAAGUCAUCAUACUGCGAGUUAGCGACGGCCCGCGGCUAAGUAAGCUUACCAGAAAAUUUCCAUUUGUAAAUAGAUGUACCCAGAUGAAUUGUGAAUGAGUUUAAUAUUCUGGGCAGCAUAAACAGUACCCUUGAAAUUUAGUGGCUAUAUGUGGACUGUGUCACAAUACAAAAAUUAUGUUUUAAAUAUUCACAUCUGAAUCUGUCACAAGAAGUUUAAAACUCUUGUCCUCUGGAAGAAUUGGACACAUCAGACAGGAUUUUCCAUGUAAAUAUCAGUUUAGUACCUUUCCAACCCAGUGUGCAUUCCAAAUGAGACGUCUGACGGGUGUUACCGCAGCACGUGGCCGGUGUUUUCUCCUAGUGCUUGCCAGUACAUGCAGGUUGCACGGACACUGUUUUCAGUGGCCUCUUCACUGCAGACAGUACUAACCUCUGCCUGGGUCUGCUGAGGCGUCCAGAGUAUUCUUACGCGCUGUGUAGAGGUGAGGUAGCGAAAGGAGGCAGCUGGGAACCGUGUCGCGUGUCGCUCAGCGCUCACCACAGAAAGCAGUGCCGUGUGCGCAGUGCCCUGCCCGGGGUGUUCACACAAGUGCAUGUCUUUUACCAAAAUACUGUCUAACCUGGAUAGCGCCUGUGUUUCUGUGUGUUUCCCUGUUUCUCAGUAUUUUAUGAAUUGUCUUGCAAAAAAGAUUGUAGGGUGCUUAUGUAGCUGACAAAUGUUACGCUUCAGAGAGUUUAGAGGAAAAAUAAAGAAUUGUUUUAUUGCUUUUUAAAAUUUGUACUGCAAAAUCCACUUUAGAAGUGAGUUUUUGGAGUAUUGUUUGACAUUUCUACUUGAGUUUCACUGCUGUCAACCUAAAACAUUUUUUUACUACCUUUAACUCUUUAUAAUUGGGCUUCAAUAGUCUCUCCAUCUAUUAUUUGAUUUUUAAUGAAAAAAUUGUCUUUAUGUAACUCAAAGAUAAUGCCGUUUUAAACUGGAUUUCAAGUUCACAGGUUCAGCCUUUUCCUAUCAGUUAUAAAUCAUGUAUUAGCAUUACAAAUGGCAACGAAAAUUGGGCUUAUUUUUGAGGUUCACAGGUGGGCGGUGACUACAUAGGAAUGUUAUUGACUGAAUAAUUUACAGUAAUGUCCACAACGCAGUAAGUCUUUGUAAGUUGUGAUUUACCCACUGACAACAAGGAAGCCAGGAAAAAAGCUAAUUUAGCACACUGCUGUUGGAAGUGCACAUUGUGACAGCCUCCGUGGGAAACAUCCUGUCUUAACUUUAAAGAAUACAUACACUUUAACCCAGGAAUCUGCUGGGAAUCUAGUGAAGAAAAAAGUAAAGUGCCAGUACUUAAUACUAUAUAUUUAUCAGUGUAUAAUGUAAUAUAUUUUGAAUAAGGGCCAGGGAAAAAGGGGGAAAUCACCAUCAAUAAGAACAUGAGUGAAUAAAUUAUGAUAAAAAAUGUGCCAUGGUUGAAUGGCGUUCCAUUGAAGAGACUGUGGAAGAGCGAACUCUUGCAGACCAAACAAAGAAAUGAGUAAGGGAGAACUGAUUUUUGUAAAAUAAAGAUCUAGAAACUUUAAA